Molecule: messenger RNA, 3368 nt
Organism: Bactrocera latifrons
Lineage: Eukaryota; Metazoa; Arthropoda; Insecta; Diptera; Tephritidae
Product: transcription factor kayak-like
Exons: 3
Coding region: 419-3019 (866 amino acids)
Biological process (GO): regulation of transcription by RNA polymerase II
Cellular component (GO): nucleus
Molecular function (GO): DNA-binding transcription factor activity, RNA polymerase II-specific; RNA polymerase II cis-regulatory region sequence-specific DNA binding
Source: RefSeq, a predicted model, not a curated record
UAUAGUAUAAUUUAAGAUAAACCAAAAAAAAGUACUUCUAUUAUAAAGGUUCAAAAGUAAAAUAAAUUAAAUUACUUGACGAGAGAGAUCAUUAACCAUGUAUUUGCUGUAAAAAAAAACACAAAAUUAGUCAUAGGAAGCUAUAAUAUUAUAAAUUUAAAUAUUUAACACCGCAACGGUAUAGUGUAAUGGUUUAUUAUAUUUAAGAAUAUAAGCACUCUUUACUUAUGGAUGCAAAAUAUUUUAACAUUUAAAUGUGAUAAUCAUGAAAUCACAUUUAUAUAUUUAUGCCACCCUCUAUAUAAUAUAAUUAAAAUAAAAUAAUAAAAGGCAAUUUAUAACUGUUAAGAGAGUAAUAAGUCUUAAAUAAAACGCCUACAAAAUUUCCUCAUCGAACGGUCCAAGAUAAAACUUAUUUAUGAGGCAAUAUAAUUAUCAGCCGUACUCAACUGGUACUAAUGCGCAACGGCAAUCAGUGUAUGAAAAUGUACACAACAACUCGGUGCAUCCAUUACAUCAGCAGCGUUCGCAUAUUUUCUGCUUCGGACAACAGCAACAGCAACAGCGGCAGCAAAAAUUAAACGAUUUUCCGGAUCCUCAGCAAUUGCCAAUGCCAACAAUGUCACCACUGCAGCAAUUUUCCUCAUAUUCUUGGUUCCAGCAAUCGGCAACGCAACAACAUCACCAACAAACAGCACCUCUACAACAUCGGAAAUAUAUUCAUUUACAGCAGCAACAAGACUUGGCUAGAACCCCUUAUGCAAUGAAUUCUGCCGCUCCGCAACAACACCAUUACAACACAGCUGACAUAGCAAUGAAUGAUAACACAAACAGCAAUGUAACAAUUUCAAUACCGUCAUCACACCAAAGCACACAUGCUACAGCUUACCUAUCGCAUAUUGAGAAUAACCUAAACAAUAACCAUGGUUUUAACCAUAAAAGUAAUAUGUUAAAUAAAAUAAGUAACACCAAUCAACUUCAGCAGGACCAGUUACAGUCAUCACAAACACCAAUUGCUAAUAAUCGGCCUGCGCAGUUGCAACAACAACAUCCUCACCAUCAUACUGAGCAACAACAGCAGCAGCAGCAGCAAAGACACUUAACUCAUCAACAAUGCACGCAACGCUUGCAGUCCCAACAACCGUUUCAAUUACAAUGUGAACCACAAGGACAACGAGUCCGUCAAAGUGGUGGUAAUUCUAGUAAUGACAAUAAUGCGCCAAAUAAUCAGCAAUUGUUCGAAAGAAUUGUGAUUGAAAAACCGCAACGGCAACUAUCUGAGGCAGUUACUAACAAUUGUUCCUCUUUUCCGGUCAAUUUGCCCUCAGCGCCGGGUAAUAGUGGCGAAUGUAAUAUCAAUGAUGUGAAUAGGAAUACCGACUCCGGCAACAAGGCUGCCGAAUGUCGAUUCUCGAUGGAUGCUUAUGAAAUCGCAAAUUUUCUAGCUAAUGAGCUUUUUAUGCAGCAGCUCGUGUCAGUAGACGGCAUUCAAAGUGGUGUACCCACGUUAACCACAUCUACAUUAACACCGACUACAUUACGCAGCAUCGAAGAAACAUUCAUACAGUUGACAGCAGAUCACUCAAAUCCGCCCUGUCAGGCAGGUUUUAUACCACCACCAGUUACUUCCAUUCAGAAUUCUCCUAGCCCUAUAUUCAGCGGUGCUAUACAAAAUUACAAUGAGAUUGAUAUGGAUGAUUCACAAGCGUCCUGGAACUCACAACUUCAAGAUGAUAAUUCACAGGCGACAACAGAUAAUUCAAGCGCCUCAUUCCCUAAUGGACUCAAUGGCACCAGCAAUGCUUCACUCGCUACCUCAACAACUUCGUCAAAAAAUGAUUUCACCAUGCUACAUAACGCCAUCGGGUCAGAUACUGGCAAACAUUCUGGAAAUCUAUUGCUCACAAAUUCUCCCAACAGCAGUAAAGUGCAUACCUCGAGCAGUGCCACAAACACGACAAUUACAGCCACUCCGACGCGUCGUAAUCAAGGUGGUCGCCGCCCUACUAAACCGACUAAUAUGUCUCCCGAAGAGGAGGAAAAACGACGCAUACGCCGUGAACGUAACAAAUUGGCUGCAGCUCGUUGUAGAAAGCGUCGGGUUGAUCAAACUAAUGAACUACAAACAGAAGUAGACCGGUUGGAAAAUAUACGGGAGUCACUAACAAAAGAAAUUGAGAACCUUAAAGUUACCAAAAACCAAUUGGCUUUUAUUUUAGAAGCGCAUCGACCUACGUGCCAAAAGGUAAGGCAAGACUUAUUGAGCGUGCACACCUAUGAUGGAUUGAUCGCACCAACGAAUGGCAAUAGUAAUGACAGUAAUAGCAAUAUUAUUGGAGUAGAUACCACACUGUCGUCUGUAGGGCGAAGUGGAUCACCCAUCGAUCUUAAACCUGUCAUUUUGGAUAUGGUGUCUCACAUUAAGAAUGAACCUCUAGACAAUACGCUGGAUUCGAAUUCAUCACUAGGCCAUGAUGGUCCUCCAUCACCCAAGCGCAUGCUACUAUCUGAUAACAAUCCGAUGGUGCAACCACCAUUGCCGAAUGUUUCGACAUUAUCUGCUUCAUUGGCUGCGGCAUCCGCAUCUUUAAACACACCAAUUGUGACGGCGGCACCGGUUAGCUUUUCUAGUCUUGUUUCCGGCAACAGUAUUUCGAACAGUAAUAUUAAUAACAUAGUAAAUAGUAUUGCAAUUAGUAACACUAUUUCAGGCACAUUGAGUGCCCCACAUAGACCAAUACUGAGUGGUGGUAAACAGCGCCCUAACUCUCUACCUACAAAUUUACGUAACCAAGCACAAAAUCUCGCUUUAAAUACAGAACGUCCUCCAACUGACAUCAAUGGCGUUGCCAUACAAACCCCCUCGACAGGCAUGUUCAACUUCGACUCUUUGAUGGAUGGUGGCACUGGAUUGACUCCUGUUUCAGGUCCACUGGUGCCAAAUUGCUCCACACAAAACAAACAUCCGUUAGAAAUUCAAACACCUACAAGUGAGCCAUCGAAAUUGGUUAGCUUAUAACAAUAGAAAUGGCAAUUGUUAUGAAACAGAACAAGAGUCUGGUACAAAAGACGACGGAUAGAUGAGGUUAGAAGUAAGAAUGGCAUAGUUAAGAUACACCAGUCAAAUAUUUACAAAAUUUCAAUGAGUAUUGUGGUAUUGUAUUAGUGAGACCUAAAAAUUCUUACAGCCUUAAACAGACAAAAACAAAGACACGAAAAAUCCUUAUAAUAAUAAUAUUUAUACAAACAUUAAAAUAUUUAAGUAUGUAUGUAUUGAAUAAAUGCAGUGCAUGCGCAUGUUACGGAUGCCAUAAAGAAGAUUAAUGUAUGAUUUCUAUAUAUACAUAUAGAUGUAUGUAAAUAUAUUA